GUCUUCCUGUCACCUCCCGACAAUUCCACCAUGACCUGUCCCAUAGGGAAAUCAUGCCAUUAUGUUGUGGAGACAAAGAAACCACAAACGGGAUCAUGUUUAACCGCCGUUCCCGAGGGCGAAAUGAAGAACCUUCAAGUCACAAGUGGAAGCAUACUGGCCAGUCCAACCACGUGCAAGUACGAUGUCGUGUACACGCCUGACCCCUCCCUGCCCGGUCAACAGUCAUUCUGUAUUAGAUUUGGCUCAAGUCCUGGUGAAAAACUCUGCACAAACGUCAAUAGUCAGACCUUAGAUAAAGUUGCAACUGCGAGGAGCCCUUGUAGUCACGUCCACUGUGUUCACGGAUUCUGUGACUCAACAAGUUCGAGUUCCACAUGCAAGUGUCGGCCCGGAUAUAAAGGAAACACAUGUGAUCAUGCAGACGGUAAAUGCACAGUGACGUCUAUCCCCGUUUCGGUAACAUGCAACCAGGCCUCCGACUGUAGAUUUACGUUUGUUGUAACUGGAAGCACUGAAGCACCUGAAGUGGGUGUAAACGAUACACUGUUGGUGGCAGAAGUAGGCAGUGACGCUUCUGAGACGUUAACGUACUACGUCACAAUUCAAGUCAUUGAUCCGGCUGACACCACGUCAGCUUGUUUUAACGUCAGUGUAGGACAACAUGGAGACGGGUCAUGUUCAAAAUCACGAUGUGUUCCCGUUAAAGUAGACCAGAGUCAACGACACCCCACGCAACCCGGGACUUUGACGAGCACGCCCGAGCUAGACUGUCAGACACACCAAGAGCAGCCUUGUCCGCCGCUUGUCGUCACUUCCAGGCCUUUCUUAAAUAACACAUGCCCUGUAGCCACGGUGAGCGAGGAUACAACGUUGACGGAGGUCCACAUCUUCGGUACCAAACUUGUCCACAACAUGUGUCUUACCACUGUCACGGCGAAACCGUCAAAAAAUCCCGACCAGAAACUCUGCCUUCAGGUUGCCGGGACGGUGACCUGUCUUGGGACAUCUGUAUCUGGGGCAAACUGCAAAGUCCAGGAAGAGCGUGUGUACGCGAGGGAGAUGGUCCGUACUGGUCACGUGCAUUGUAAAUGCAGAGGGGCCGACAAUCAAGAAGUCACCAUAAUUAGGAGAAAUCCGAAACCAGAGACGUCAAAGGUCACUAAAUUGGCGGGCUUCGGCGCAGGAGCAAUGACCGGAACUAUGGCGAUUGUGUUUGUCGUAUAUAUUGUCAUUUCAAAAGUACGGGCGCCGAAGGGAAGCCCUACUGCUUUCCUCGACGACUCUUACGAUGAAGCUUCCCCUACCCUACAGCCGUCUACCAGCGGGCCCUCCCCACCGCGCUCCCGUGUCCGCCGCCACUCUCGCGUCUCGCCGGAAGUUGAUCCUCUGCCAGGGCCGUCAGUUGCGCUCCCCAGGCCGCGAACACCGCGCCGGUCAAGAAAUCUGCCUGCGCCACCGAAAAGCAUGGACUUUUGAUUGUGAACUGCCUUUGUUUAAGUGAACUAUUAUUUUUUUUAUUUUUAAAACAGAAAUAAAUUGUGUUUUUUUGUUAAUAUUCGAAGGU
Messenger RNA from Mya arenaria, 1567 nucleotides. RefSeq lists its product as uncharacterized. The transcript has 13 exons. Lineage: Eukaryota; Metazoa; Mollusca; Bivalvia; Myida; Myidae. The coding region runs from base 31 to 1479 and encodes 482 amino acids. The record is from RefSeq and is a predicted model, not a curated record.